Molecule: messenger RNA, 519 nt
Organism: Peronospora belbahrii
Lineage: Eukaryota; Oomycota; Peronosporomycetes; Peronosporales; Peronosporaceae
Source: the annotation of a GenBank genome assembly
AUGAGUGACAAGUUGCCGCCGACUUGCCGUAUUGUGUGCCGUCCCUUACAGUUUGCUUCACCAACCAAGGAACAACAAUAUCGCACCGAAAUCGACCACGUACAACAAUACAUUUGUGCUCAGCUUGGCGGACUCGAUGACGCCUCUAUUCAACUACUUGGUGUACAUGAUAGCCGCACACGCAGUUCAUACGAAGAGAUUCAGGAAUUCCUGGAGCGCAAGCACCAGUUGACACAGCAAAAGAAACAGCAGAGAAUGACGCAGUACUCAGAGCACGUGUUUAUUGACGAGUACUUGAAUGAGCUCGACCCUAGUUUAUUUCUCGAGUCCGAGCCGACUACGAAGGUAUCGAAGCGCUUUGCAGUCGUCGACCUACCGGUACACAGCAGCUACAUUCGUAGGAAACAGGAAGAAGCGAUGGCUGCUCGCUUGUGGACGAAGAACUUGACUGCAGAAACGGACUGCUGCACGACGAGCUUCUCGUUUGGCAAUUCUAUCAAGCGUCCACGAGUUGUGUGA